CUUUCGUGUCAAUUUUCAUAUAACGAAUUCGUCGCGAUAAAGCGUCUAAGUUUAAUUCUAAAAACUCGACUUCUAAAGACUCGUUUGUUCGUGCAAACGUGUUUGUGGAAUACUAUUUCGUCAGUAUAAGUUGCAAAACUUUCGGAUCAUACGAGUAUAAAUAUUGUCACAACUUAACAGCUUGAAACGCCAUAUUACACACUAAAAAAAUUGGGGAAUUCAACUCGAAUUGAGGAAAAUACGAGCAAAAGGUGCUGCGUGAGAAAUCGAACAAAAAAAUAUAAGCUGAAGGUGCUGCAUGAAACGAAUGCGGAUGAUAUGUGGGAUGGGUGACUGAGCGGAGCGACGAAAGCGCGCAUGCGCGAACGGACAAGCGAUAGGCGGAGUAGACAUCGAAUAUGCAUCGAGCAGAGAUAACUUUUGUGUUUAUCCGGUUUAUCGUGAGUCAGCUCGUUCGGGAAUCAUUCGAGCGAUCAAUCCUACAGAUAUAUCUCAAGAUUUCACACGAAAUCGCUCAUCGCUGCUUAUAAAAACAGGAAUCAUAACCGUAACGAAGAAUAUAUCAGAAGAUUUAAAUAUUGUUAAUUUUAAUUCUCUGGCCUUCAACUCACGCUGUAAACUCAUACCAUAAGCGAUUGGAAAAUUAUUUCACCAUUUACCUAACUUGCGAGCAUUGCUUUCAAUUUUAUUUUGGCCGCUAAUCAAAUAUUCAUCACAAUAUCGUAAAAUGGUGCAACAAGAGGCUGUGGUCGUAAGGAAAGCCGUAAAGCGUUAUGGAAAAGAGUUGGUGUUCAAUGGCCUGAAUAUGACUGUUUCAAAAGGUUCCAUAUACGGAUUGUUGGGAUCUAGUGGAUGUGGCAAAACCACACUAUUGUCCUGCAUCGUCGGGGUUCGGUAUCUUGAUAGCGGAGAAGUGUGGGUCUUGGGAGGAAAUCCGGGCAACAAGGGCUCUGGCAUCCCUGGACCUCGAGUAGGUUACAUGCCGCAAGAGGUUUCCUUGGUUGAAGAGUUUUCCAUGAGCAAUGCCUUCUAUUACUUCGGUAGAAUUAAUGGGCUCGACGAUGAGGAGAUCGAGACGAGACAGCGAUUCUUCUCGGAGUUGCUUCAACUACCCCCAGCAGAUCAUCUAGUGAAGAACAUGAGUGGAGGUCAGCAAAGAAGAGUUUCUCUUGCCGCCGCAUUAAUUCACAAACCCGAACUUCUAAUUCUCGACGAACCCACUGUGGGCUUGGAUCCAAUUUUGAGAGAGAAAAUUUGGGCCUACAUGAUUCAGAUCACGCAGGAAGAAAAUAUCACAGUGCUGAUCACGACACACUACAUUGAAGAAACUAAAGAUGCUAAUAAAAUUGGUUUGAUCAGAUGUGGUAAAUUGUUAGCGGAAUCUGUGCCACAAGAAUUGCUGGAGCAAUUUGAAUGCUCGUCUUUGGAAGAAGCUUUUCUGAAAUUAUGUAAUGUCCAAAAUAACACAAUCACUUUGAAUGAAGCUCGAGAAGUGGAAGACACCAGCAGUGAUGUCUUGUAUAAAGAUCAAAAUCAAUGUGAAUUAACAAAAGCAAUGUCAGAGUACGAAGCAAUUUCGGAACGUCAAGUUUCACGAUUGAGAAGGUUCAAAGCUCUAUUAGCGAAGAAUGGCAUCCAAUUUUUGCGUUAUUAUACAGGACUAGUUUUCGCAGUAGUAUUUCCUAUACUUCAAAUCGGCGUAUUUGUUAUGGCAAUUGGUGAUAAUCCGAAAAAUUUGAAGAUUGGCAUCGUUAACAAUGAAGUCAAUAACUGCAGUUUGGAUAGCAACUUUGGCAAUGUUUGGAGUGAUGAAGUCACUUGCCAUUUUGACAACCUCAGUUGUAGAUUUUUGCAUUAUUUUGACAACUCUAUCGCAAUACAGGAGUACUAUGACAACAUUUCCGAGGCAAAACAGGCUGUACAAAAUGCGAAGCUCAGUGGUUUGAUAUAUUUUAGUCAAAACUUCUCCGAAGCUUUGCAGAUACGCGUGGAAGAAGCCAAUUCCGCGAAAGAUUCCGAUUUGCUCGCCAGCCAAAUUCAAGUUUUUCUCGAUAUGGGCGAUAUGCAAAUUGGACUUUAUAUACAGCAGAAAUUAUUCAAGCGUUUCUUAGAGAUUUAUGAAGAUAUCAUGAGAGAUUGCAAAUAUUCGCCAAAAUUAGCCCAUCCACCUAUCAAAUUUGAAGAACCUAUUUAUGGUACGACCGAUUUGAAGUAUUCAGAUUACAUAGCACCAAGUUACAUGUUAGGACUCAGCUUCUUUUUAGCCGCCACAGUUUCUACCACUUUAAUAAAUACAGAUCGGAUGGAGGGUGUCUGGGAUCGAAGCGUAGUUCAAGGGGUCAGAACAGAAGAAAUUCUGCUGUCUCACGUUCUUCUUCAGAGCGUCGUCAUUAUCAUCCAUACAGCUAUGAUAACGCUCUUAGUAUUUCCUAUAUGGGGCCUAGAAUGUAAAGGAUCGAUAUUAAUAGUAAUGGUCCUCAUGUUUCUCUCGGGUUUUUGCGGAUUAAUGUACGGUUUUAUUAUCUCUGUUACAUGCAAAAAUCACACUGUAGCGAAUUAUACUUCGGCCGGAAGUUUUUUCGUGUUAAUAUUGCUCAACGGAUGUCUAUGGCCAGUGGAGGGAAUGCCAAAAGUGCUGCGCUGGUUUAAUUAUGCAUUGCCAACUAUUUUGCCCUCUACAUCAUUGAGAGAAAUCAUCUACAAGGGAUAUUCCAUAUCUAAACCACAAAUUUAUAAUGGCUUUCUAAUAAUUGUAGGGUGGUCAUUAUUGUUUCUUAUCGUAACUAUAUUUCGUGUAAGAUCGAAGUCUUUUUGA
Molecule: messenger RNA, 2815 nt
Organism: Trachymyrmex septentrionalis
Lineage: Eukaryota; Metazoa; Arthropoda; Insecta; Hymenoptera; Formicidae
Product: ABC transporter G family member 20-like
Exons: 17
Coding region: 728-2815 (695 amino acids)
Cellular component (GO): membrane
Molecular function (GO): ABC-type transporter activity; ATP binding; ATP hydrolysis activity
Source: RefSeq, a predicted model, not a curated record